Molecule: messenger RNA, 1058 nt
Organism: Thrips palmi
Lineage: Eukaryota; Metazoa; Arthropoda; Insecta; Thysanoptera; Thripidae
Product: peroxisomal leader peptide-processing protease
Exons: 5
Coding region: 191-865 (224 amino acids)
Biological process (GO): regulation of fatty acid beta-oxidation; protein processing
Cellular component (GO): peroxisome
Molecular function (GO): serine-type endopeptidase activity
Source: RefSeq, a predicted model, not a curated record
CGUCUUCUCGCCGCUGACCUGGUGGCGCGGCGAGGCCGUGGGCUUCACGCUGUGCGUCGGCCUGCGCCGCCUGCUGCAAGACGCACUGCGCCACCUGCCCGGCCACCGCGGCCAGCCGGACGUCCCGCUCGCCGAGGAGGCCGACCAGUGCGGACUCGACCGCAGCGUGCUCCUGGUGCGGUGCGCCCACAUGUGGGGCUCGGGUGUGGUCGUGGACAAGGAGAAGCGCGUCGUACUCACUUGCGCGCACGUCCUGGCCGAGGACGAGCCCGUCUCGGUGUUCUGGGGCGGGCACUCGGUGAAGGCGUCCGUGCUGUGGCGCUCUGCCGACGGCGUGCCCUACGACGUGGCGGUGCUGCAGCUCGCCGACGACGCCUGCGUGGCCGAGCUGGAGGCGCUGGCCCUGGACACGAGGCCGCCCCGCGUCGGUGAGCCGGUGCUGGCGGUGGGCUACCCGCUGUUCUCGGAGCGCUGCGCCGUGCCGGCCGAGGCCCUGUCCGAGCACCGCGUCGUCCGGCCCCUGGUGUCCCGCGGCGAGGUCUCCGGCUGGUGGCGCUCGUCGUCCAGCCAGAUCUUGUCCACGUGCUGCGUGCAGUCCGGCGCCAGCGGCGGCCCGCUGCUCCGCCUGGGCCCCACUGGACCCACCGCCAUCGGCGUCCUGGUGUGCAACGCGCAGCUGGGCUGCGGCCGCGACGCCGUCGUCUACCCCCACGUCAACUUCGCCCUCUGGGCGGACACCGUCGCCGGCCCCAUCAACGAGUUCCUCGCCUCCGGAGACGCUGCCGUCCUAGCGGGCCUGCAGUGCGACAGUCCCUCGGUGCAGCGGCAGUGGAAGUUGCAGCCUCCGAAGAUGUGCAAGCUUUGAGUCUUUUCCUCCAUUCAAGUCUGUGAUAUAUUUCCUCUUUUGUAUUCCAUUUAUAUCUGUAUUUUUUGUACAUGUCAUACCAACCGGGCUUGGAACGCUUCCCGGGCCUUGGAUUAUAAUUUUCGAUUACGUUAAGAAAUUGUUAUUGUUGUUGUUGCUGUUGUUUACGGUAUUAAAACUUUUCUUCUUGAGA